CCAGGAUGUUCCCGCAGGGCCGGCAGCCCCUCCCCCCCCGGCCCCUCAAGUUCUCGGUCCCGGAGACGUGCGAGCGGCUCAAGGAGGAGUUCCGGCUCCUGCAGGCGCAGUGCCACAGCCUGAAGCUGGAAUGCGAGAAGCUGGUGAGCGAGAAGACGGAGAUGCAGAGGCACUAUGUCAUGUACUACGAGAUGUCCUAUGGGCUGAACAUCGAAAUGCACAAGCAGGCGGAGAUUGUCAAAAGGCUGAAUGCCAUCUGCGUGCAGAUCGUACCGCUCCUGACACAGGAGCACCAGCAGCAGGUCCUGCAAGCGGUGGAGUGGGCAAAGCACGUGACGAUGGCGGAGCUCAACAGCAUUGUUGGGCAGCAGCAGCUACAGCACCUCUCCCACCAUGUCCCUCCUGUCGCGCUGACACCGCACCCCUCCAGUGUGCAGCUGCCCAGCCUGGCAGGGGCCAGCAGCGCGGCGGGGCUCCUGGCCCUCUCAGGGGCACUGAUGGUACAGUCGCAGCUGGCUGCCAAGGAGGACAGAGCAGCCCAGGAUGGAGAGAGCAGAGAGCACAGCCCCGGCCAAAGCGUUUCGGCAUCCCCUCCGGAGAGCCCCCCCACCGAGGAGCAGACAGGGGGCGCAGGGCUGAAGCAGAAGUGGGAGGAGAGGGACCCGGCUGGGCAUUACGAUAGCGAUGGAGACAAGAGCGACUACAACCUGGUGGUGGACGAGGACCCCCGCUCUGAGCCCAGCAGCUCCAGUUGUGCACCCAGCAGCCAGCUCCUGCCAGCCCAGGACAUGCCCGAGAGCCCUGCCUCUGGUGGUGCCUCCGGUGCCUCCAGCCGGAGCGUGACCCCCCUGCGGCUGCAGGACCAGGGGCUGCCAGAUCCCCCAGCCUCCACGUCCUCUGUGUCCCCUCCGCCCCGCGACACUCUCACGCCUGGCCCGGGGCCAAGCUCAGCCACGCUCCUCCGGCAGCCUCCAGCCAAGGUGCUGGCCACGGACACCACCGCUCUGCACAGCCCUCUGAGCAUCUCCAGCCCCUUCGCCACCUCCUUUGGGCUGGUGCCCCAUGCCGCCCUCAACGGUGAGCUCACGGCCCCUGGCAUGUACGUGGGCAUCCGCCUCCCGCCACAGGUCAGCAGCGCCAUCAUGUAUGGAUGCUCACCGAUGGUGGCUUUCGAGUCGCACCCUCACCUGAGGGUUUCCACGCUCCCGGUGUCGCUCUCCACUGUCCCUGCAGGGAAGCCUGCCUACUCCUUCUACGUCAGCACCGACGGGCAGAUGCAGCCAGUACCAUUCCCCCCUGAUGCCCUCCUGGGCUCCGGCAUCCCACGGCGCGCGCGGCAGCUCCACACUCUGGCCCACGGCGAGGUGGUCUGCGCCGUCACCAUCAGCAGCUCCACGCAGCACGUCUACACUGGGGGCAAGGGCUGCGUGAAGGUGUGGGACGUGGGGCAGCCAGGCACCAAGACAGCUGUGGCUCAGCUGGACUGCUUGAACCGUGACAACUACAUCCGCUCCUGCAAGCUGCUCCCC
Oxyura jamaicensis (ruddy duck) is the source of this 1529-nucleotide messenger RNA. RefSeq names its product transducin-like enhancer protein 2. The annotation marks the transcript as partial. Gene Ontology annotation, cellular component: nucleus; transcription regulator complex. Lineage: Eukaryota; Metazoa; Chordata; Aves; Anseriformes; Anatidae. The transcript has 16 exons. Gene Ontology annotation, biological process: regulation of DNA-templated transcription; negative regulation of canonical Wnt signaling pathway. Gene Ontology annotation, molecular function: transcription corepressor activity; protein binding. The record is from RefSeq and is a predicted model, not a curated record.